This is a messenger RNA of Sparassis crispa, 165 nucleotides long. RefSeq lists its product as hypothetical. NCBI's taxonomy places the organism in Eukaryota, Fungi, Basidiomycota, Agaricomycetes, Polyporales, Sparassidaceae. Bases 1 to 165 code for a protein of 54 amino acids. The transcript has a single exon. The record is from RefSeq and is a predicted model, not a curated record.
AUGCCAUCAAGAUCCCAUUGCAACGGUGGCACGCUGGGCGUGCUCCAAGAUGUUGACCGUGAAUUGAAGCAACAGGUGUUGGAGGAGACCAGGUUCAAGGAUGACGACUUAGGCUUGGUCACUGUUUGCGACCCAUACUUUGGAGCCAGGAAAACGGUGAAGUAG